AAAUAAUUAUCUUAAUAAUUAAUUAUUAACUAAUUCAAAUGAAAAACUUGACUAUAGUGAUCUUUUUAUGUAUAUGAUGAAAAUGUCUCGACAAAGUAAGUUUGUUAAUUAAGAAAAUAUAUUCAUUAAGAAGUAAAACUAUCAGAUUUUUUUCCUAUUAAAAGUUUCAACAUAUAUAGAGAUGAGUAUGUACUCGUGCUUGCUCAACUCUGCUAUUGCUUUUUCUAAAAAAACGUUUGAAAAAGCAAUAGGAACUCUUUUGGCUUCUUAAAUUUGCCAUGUCUCUUGUGUAUCCUAAAGAAAAACUUGUUAACCCAACAUAAAUAUAUUCAUUAUCUUGAAGACGAGAAUAAAGAGUUGUUAAAAUAUGAGACAGGUUUUUUUACAUGAUUAUUAAGAUGUGAACAAGCUGAUCAAUGGACCUAGAGUAAUGAUAAAGAAAAACUUAAACAUUUGCUAAGUCUAUGAGUGCGCUAAAAUAAAUGUUUCUUGCAGUAUUUUCUCAAUAUCCUUGGUAAGAUUCAUCGUCAUGUCUUAAUCUUUUUGUCUAAAAAAAUACUCAUAGUUCAAUUUUUUACCAGAAUGUAUUCCAAGUUCUGCUGUAAAACGUUAAGCAGAAAUAUAACCUAAGUAGUACUAUGAGGCUCUAAGAAGAUCAAUGUUCAAAGAAAAAUUUUUCAGAACAAUUCAGCAUUUUGUUUUCUAGUUUCGUAAAAAUUAAAACAAUAUGCUAAAAUACGUUGACGAGUAUAACUAAGUUUAAUUGGUAAAAGUUAAUUUAAGUUUGCUACCGAACUGUCCACUUGAGGAAGAAAGUUGAAAUGAACUCAUUAAAAAGUUGAUUAUUUUGUUCUAAAAAAAUUGAAUCUAUGCCAUUCAUGAGAUUGUUUGAUUCUUGAACUAAGAAUUCACACGAGUCAUUUCGUAUGAAACACAAGCUAUAUAAUAUAUUAUUUAGAUUCUUCAUUGGCUUUACAUCUGUUCAGCAAUAUAAUUCGAAUUUUAUUUGAAUGUUUAACAUUUCCUGACGCAUAUUGUGUUAAUCGUUUUUUACCUAUUAUUCUUCCGAUAACAAAAUUUUAUACGGAUAUUAUUGAUAAACAUGUGAAUAUAUCUUCAUUAAUUGAUAUUAAGCUUUUAUUUCAAUGUUUACUUAAAGCACUUGAAAGACAUAAUGAAAAUGAAAGUGUUAAUACAAAUCUUAUAUCAUUAAUUGGUCAUAUAUAUGAAUUAUGGUAUAAUCAAUAUGGUCAACAACUUGACUGUGUUUUACAUCAAACAGUUCCACAAAUAAAUAUUGAAUUAUUAAAUACAUAUAAAACACGUUUAUUAACAAAUAAUGAUACAAAUAAUAAUACUAAUAAUAAUAAAAUAUCACACGAACAAGAAAACAAAAACUAUGAAAUUUAUGAAAUCUACCUAACUACUGUUGCCUUAUUCGACUAG
This is a messenger RNA of Rotaria sp. Silwood2, 1446 nucleotides long. Lineage: Eukaryota; Metazoa; Rotifera; Eurotatoria; Philodinida; Philodinidae. The record is from the annotation of a GenBank genome assembly.